Messenger RNA from Scheffersomyces amazonensis, 1159 nucleotides. RefSeq names its product SDR family NAD(P)-dependent oxidoreductase. The record is from RefSeq and is a predicted model, not a curated record. The transcript has a single exon. Gene Ontology annotation, molecular function: oxidoreductase activity. Lineage: Eukaryota; Fungi; Ascomycota; Pichiomycetes; Serinales; Debaryomycetaceae. Bases 334 to 1098 code for a protein of 254 amino acids.
AUAUUCUCAUUAAUUGGCUCACUCCCCCAUAUUUUCAAAUUUCGAGCUCCUUAAUUGCGUGAUGUAAUUAGGGUUCGGCCAAGAUUAAUCAACAGUAAAUCAUGGCACUUAUUGAAAUUCUUCCGUGGUAGUUCUCCUAACCAGAAGAAUUAUUAUUUGUAGUGGGGUCACCAAAUGGCGAAAAAGUGUUCAUGAAGCCGAUCCAGUACUACCGAUUUUAUGGGGUAAUAAGAAACACUAUAUAUACACUUAAAAGUGAAAGUUUUAUAAAUUUUAAAUUACGUAAAUUAUAUUGAUUUUAUAACUCAAUUGAGCAUCAAUUGUUAAGCAAAUAUGUCGUACAAUUCUUUAAUAAAUCAAGUUGCAGUAGUUACUGGUGGUCUCUCGGGAAUUGGAUUAGCUACUACAGUUAAAUUACUUCAAAAUGGAGUAAAAGUCAUUGUUGGAGAUAUUACUCCUGAAGAGAAGGUUGGUUCUAUCUUGAACAGUCUUAAACAAAAAUCAGGAAACGAAAAUGUUAAAUUCUUAAGGACUGAUGUGACAAAUUUUGAGGAUAACAAGAAUUUAGUUGAUUAUGCUGUUGAACAAUUCAAAGAUUUGAAUUUAGUAUUGGCUAACGCUGGGAUUGGAAUUGCAUCCCCUGCUCAUUUAAUUACUUACAAAGAUUGGCAAAAGGUUAUUGAUGUUAAUUUAAAUGGUGUUUUCUCCUUAGAUAAGGAGGCUAUCACUUAUUGGAUCAACAACAAUAAACAGGGUAAUAUUGUUAAUACUGGUUCCAUAUUAGGAUUAGUUGGUUUUGGAGGUGUUGCAAGUUAUGCAGCUGCUAAAGGAGGUGUGAAAUUGUUGACGCAAACAUUAGCUAUUGAAUAUGCAUCUAAGGGAAUUAGAGUUAAUUCGAUAAAUCCUGGGUAUAUUAAAACCCCCAUAUUAGAUGCACUUCCACAAUCUGUUUAUGAAGAAUUAAUAUCGAAGCAUCCAAUUGGUAGAAUUGGUCAACCUGAAGAAAUUGCGAAUGUGAUUGCAUUUUUAUUUUCAGAUCAAGCCACUUUUAUUAAUGGAGCUUCCAUCGUAGCAGAUGGUGCCUACACCGCACAAUAAACGCUCAAUUUAGAAGUUUAUAGUAUUUUUUAAAAUAAAUGAAUAUAUUGUGAACAUUAAA